Molecule: messenger RNA, 1858 nt
Organism: Ochlerotatus camptorhynchus
Lineage: Eukaryota; Metazoa; Arthropoda; Insecta; Diptera; Culicidae
Gene: Alg11
Product: ALG11 alpha-1,2-mannosyltransferase
Exons: 3
Coding region: 140-1594 (484 amino acids)
Biological process (GO): protein N-linked glycosylation
Cellular component (GO): endoplasmic reticulum membrane
Molecular function (GO): GDP-Man:Man(3)GlcNAc(2)-PP-Dol alpha-1,2-mannosyltransferase activity
Source: RefSeq, a predicted model, not a curated record
UGUUUGGUAUUUCGUGUGCGGCUCUUUCUUCCAUCGUGAAAGAAGAACUUCCUACCUACCGGAAAAAUCAAUAAUUACGUGAAUGUGGCGUUUCAGUUUGGCUGAAAAUUAAAGUUGCCGGUCGAGGAAUAAUUGCAGAAUGUUUUGCUUGUGCAGUUUAAUCUACGUGGCGCUGUUCAUAGGCUCGUUUACUCUGAUCGGGCUGCUGACGGUGUUCCUGUUGCUUCGGCAGUUGAUCCGGAGUCAGAAGAAUAAGCGCAGGAAUAACAAUGAUAACGACAAGUACGUGGCUCUGUUCCAUCCGUACUGUAAUGCCGGUGGCGGAGGAGAACGGGUGCUCUGGUGCGCAGUGAGGGCGUUGCAGAACAAGUACGAUGGGAUUAAGUUGUUCAUUUAUACGGGAGAUCUGGAGGCAACGCCAAAGGAGAUUCUGAAUAAGGCGGAGAGGACGUUCAAUGUGAGCCUGGAUAGCAAGAGAAUUCAGUUUGUGUACUUGAAGAGGCGGAAGUGGAUCGAAGCGAAGCGAUAUCCGUACUUUACUUUGCUGGGUCAGAGUCUGGGAUCGAUGAUGGUGGGCAUGGAAGCGUUGCUGACCUUACAACCGGAUGUCUACAUCGAUACGAUGGGGUAUGCUUUUACAUAUCCGAUCUUCUCUUACAUCGGUGGAUGCAAGAUUGGCUGCUACACACAUUAUCCGACGAUCAGUACGGAUAUGCUGAGACGGGUUCAGAGCCACGUGAAUUCGUACAACAAUCGGGGCUACGUGGCGAAGAAUCCUUUUGCAACGUGGAUCAAAAUCGUCUACUACAGAAUAUUCUCCAAGAUCUACGGAAUGGUUGGACGAUGUGCCGAUACGGUUAUGGUGAACUCCACCUGGACCGAGAAUCACAUCAUUUCUCUUUGGGAUGUUCCGUACAAGACGCAUAGGGUGUAUCCUCCGUGUGAGGUAUCGCACUUGAAGAAGCUCGAGUCGUUGGCAAGUGUUCAUGAUAAGAUUGUAAUUCUGUCAGUGGGACAGUUCCGACCGGAGAAGGACCACCCCCUGCAGUUGCAAGCGAUGUAUGAGUUGAGGACUUUGCUGAGUAAGGAUGAAGCACUAUGGAAUCGUCUUCGGUUGUUGAUCGUUGGGUCCUGUCGGGAUGAAGAGGACCGUGAGCGGGUGAAAAACAUGCAGGACUUUGCCAAGCACCUUUCGCUGGAGAAUUCGGUUGAAUUUAGAGUGAACGUGUCCUACCAGGAGUUGAUUCAAUGCUAUCAGGUCGCCAGCAUUGGAUUGCACGCAAUGUGGAACGAGCACUUUGGAAUCAGCGUGGUCGAGUGUAUGGCUGCUGGAUUGAUCAUGGUCGCUAAUAGAUCUGGUGGCCCGUUGAUGGACAUAGUGGAAACUUCGGAGGGAAGCCAAAACGGUUACUUGGCAAUCGAUGCCUACGACUACGCACGAUGCAUUGCCACGACUCUGUACAAUGGCCGAGAGUAUAACAACAAGAUUCGCGAAGCAGCUCGUGCUUCGGUGGAUCGUUUCUCGGAGAAGGAAUUCGAAAAUGGAUUCCUCCGCGCAAUUUCUCCCAUUCUGGAUGACAAGGAGUUCCGUUAGAGCCCAGUUAUGGAUAGGCAGAUUUUUUGUAAAUAACUUUAGUUUGAACUCUUCCUAAAAUUGCUUGCCUACGUGGAUUUUAGCUAAAAGAAAGUCGCAUUUCUCGGGAUUUUCAAUGUUUCUCAAAAUGUAAUCAGUAGAUAUUUUUAGGGCACGCUAUGACCGAUCCUGUUACAUUUAAUUAUAAGUUCUACGUUACCUAUGGUAGAGAGUCAGAUUUAGGAACAAAGAAAAGUCGAAUAAACUUUCCCGAAACAGUUUAAA